Symbiodinium sp. CCMP2592 is the source of this 780-nucleotide messenger RNA. The record is from the annotation of a GenBank genome assembly. Lineage: Eukaryota; Dinophyceae; Suessiales; Symbiodiniaceae.
AUGGCCUCAUUGCAGAAUGCAUUGGAUUGUGUGUCUGAGCUUGUGAUCACGGACGUUCCCUUGCACUGCUUUCGAACCAUGGUGUCAGAAGUUGCGAAGUCCAGCUGCAGCGGUGUCGACCUGAAGACAUCGAAUGUGACCAGUUUGAUUGCGUUUGACGUCCUGCUCUCGCCAACGGACUGGGCAGUGCACUGGUCCGAUGUGCUUCGAGGCGCGGAAACCGCCAGAAUGCUCCUCGCCAAAGUGCAGGAGCACUGUGCUGUGACGGUUCCUUGCGACCUGCAAGGGUCGAAAGACAGGCUCAGCGGCACGAAGGACAAGGAAGACGCGGCCCCGAAGGAACAGCCACAGCCAGCGAACGAACAAAACCAGGACAAGGAAGAUGAUGUCCAGCAAGACGGUGAUGGAGGCAAGAGCGCCGGAGACAACGUCGGUGCCAAGGAAAAGGGCAUUACAAGAGCACUGGUUGACGUCAACACCUUCCUGGGCAAGAACAUUGUCGGCGCCUUGGAGAGUGCUGCGGUGCAGAAUGAGUUGAAGUUGCUCCGGAUGCCGCACGACGGCAUCCAGCCCCGUGUGUACAAGCAUGUGGAGCUCCUGCUCAAUGUCCUGGUGGAGGACAUUUACGUGACACACUUCGCCGAGUACGAAUCGAACAUAGAGAUCAGCCUGCAGUCCAACGGCAAGCAGACUGAGUUGAAGGUGCCCCUGCCACUCUCGCCGGAUGUACGUUUCCCCUUCAUCGGGAAAGUGGUGCACUCUCAGAGCAGGCUUCCCAAG